UAGGACCACGCCCUUCGGGAUGCAAUUCGCCAUGGCCCUCCGGGCAUCCCUGUACCCUACGUUUCUCCACUCCUUUUGAGCACUGAGGCAAGACUUGGAUCAGGGUAUGUUUUUUGCUCUCUUUGCUGCUAUUUUCGAGAGUUCAUUAGCAUUGAUACUAGUAGUUGACUAUGGGUCGGACUGGAUUAAGGCUUCGCUCAUGAAGCCUGGUGUGCCCUUCGACGUGCUACUGAACAAGGACUUAAAGCGGAAGAUACAGUCCUUCGUAGCAUGGAAGAAAGAUGAAUGAUUAUUUGGGUCUGGCGCGGCGAACAUCGUGAGUACCGUUCCCUACAACUUUCUGC
Molecule: messenger RNA, 344 nt
Organism: Suillus fuscotomentosus
Lineage: Eukaryota; Fungi; Basidiomycota; Agaricomycetes; Boletales; Suillaceae
Exons: 1
Coding region: 107-289 (60 amino acids)
Source: RefSeq, a predicted model, not a curated record